Messenger RNA from Lampris incognitus (smalleye Pacific opah), 975 nucleotides. RefSeq names its product tubulin polymerization-promoting protein family member 3 (gene tppp3). Gene Ontology annotation, biological process: microtubule bundle formation; positive regulation of protein polymerization; microtubule polymerization. The transcript has 4 exons. The record is from RefSeq and is a predicted model, not a curated record. Gene Ontology annotation, cellular component: microtubule. Gene Ontology annotation, molecular function: tubulin binding. NCBI's taxonomy places the organism in Eukaryota, Metazoa, Chordata, Actinopteri, Lampriformes, Lampridae. Bases 62 to 661 code for a protein of 199 amino acids.
ACAGAGGAGGGCUCUCGUUUCUCUCCUGGGCAGCAGAGAGGAGACGAAGAUAUUUACCAAGAUGGCGGACAGUGCAGAAGUGGAUCAGGUCCUCUUGUCCUUCCAGAAAUUUGCUGUCCACGGGGAUGCCAAGGCCACGGGUCAGGAGAUGAACGGAAAGAACUGGGCUAAGCUGUGUAAGGACUGCAAGAUAAUCGACGGCAAGACUGUCACCAGCACGGACGUGGACAUAGUGUUCACCAAAGUCAAAUCAAAGACGUCAAGGGUCAUCACCUUCCAGGAGUUCCAGAAGGGGCUGGAGGAGCUCGCCCAAAAGAGGUUCAAAGGCCAAACCAAGGAAGAAGCCCUGCAGUCCAUCUUUAAGAUGAUUGAGGGGAAGGAGCCCAGCAACACCGGCGUUACUAAAGUGGCGAAGACAGCGGCGGUGGACAGACUGACGGACACGUCCAAGUACACGGGCUCCCAUAAGGAGCGCUUCGACGAGACGGGAAAGGGCAAAGGUCGCGGCGGCCGGGAGGAGCUCGUGGAGGACACCGGCUACGUCGGGGCCUACCGACACGCCGGCACAUACGACGACAAGACCAAGCCCAGUAGGAGCCGAGCGCGACCUCCUCCUCCGACAUCACUUUUACAUCACCUGCGGGUCCGGACCAAACCUUGAACUUUGACCCUUUGACAAUGUUGAACUCUCGACGGCUUUUGAGUUGCAGGUUGUGUGUAAAUGGUUUCCUUUGACAUUGUAAUAAAAGCAGCUUGUAAACUAGCUGGGCUAGCUUCAUGUGGACGCAUUGGGACACUGAACAUUAACCAGCUAACCUCAGAAUUACCUGUGCAGCCUGGUGUUCUGUUGAGUGACGCAGUACACCACCACCUGUUUUACUGUCCGAUCCCAUGUACUCAUCUCAUUCUGUAGCAGUUCUAUCCUUGUCCAUGGGCGAGUCAAUAUUAAACUUUGCUUUUGAAUUAUGCAAUUCA